AUGGGGGGCCCACCAGUGGUGUACACUCUACUCGUCAUGCUCGCCAUAUUCGCCAUUCGUCAAGUGGUGGCUAAGAUCCAAUUCAAGCGGAAAUACAAGCUGCCUCCAACGAUUCCUGGAUGGCCCAUCGUUGGGAAUACAUUGAAUAUGCCAAUUCCGUCUGGUAUGUGGGGACACGAGAUGGCCAUGAAAUAUGGUGAAAUGUACACAUGCAACCUAGCUGGAAGGCUCUGGGUCUACAUUAACUCAUCCCGAGUCGUCAAUGAUCUGAUGGAGAAACGGGCGGCCAUCUACUCGGCUCGUCCUAAUCGGCCCCUGGCCCAGGACCUGCUAAGCGGUGGCCGACGCAUUCUCUUGAUGUCGACGACGGAGAGAUGGAAGCUCCAACGCAAGGUCAUGCAUUCAGUGCUGAAUGGACCGAAUGCCAACAAGACCUUCAUGCCUUACCAGGAGCUUGAGUCGAAACAGCUAGUAGUUGACUACUUGGAAAAUCCCGACAAGUUCUACGUGGCCAAUCAACGCUUCUCCAACUCGGUCAUCAUGAGCGUCACGUUUGGCCGACGGGCCAAGCUGGACGACAAGCAGCUGCGGAGGAUCAUGACCCAGAUGGAGGAAUUUGCACAGAUCUUCUUCGACCCUUUGAAAAGUCUUCCUGACAUAUUCCCGAUUAUGGCGCGUUUCCCGAAGUUCAUGCAGUGGUGGAGACCGUGGGGAGAAGACUAUUACCGACGCACUGUUGAAACUUAUCAGAUCGAAGUCGAUAACCUGAUGAAAAAGAUGGAGGCAGGCACGGCUCGGCCUUGUUUCGCCCUGGAUGUGAUUCAAGGCUCCGAGAAGAAGCAGUUCCAAAUGGAUCACGAAGAGAAGCUGUUCGUUUAUGCUACCCUUCUAGAAGCUGGCAGCGACACAUCUCGCACGGCCAUCACCCAGAUGGUCGCGGCCGCAGCUCUCUACCCCGAGUGGGUGAAGAAAGCACAAGGACUCCUCGACGAAGUCUGCGGCGCGAACGCGGAACGCCUACCCACCUUCGCCGACAAGGAGGCGCUACCCUACAUCUCAGCUGCAACCAAGGAGACAUUGAGAUGGCGCCCUUUUAUCCAGAGCGGAGUCCCGCACGAACUGACGCAGGACGACGAGUACGAGGGCUACAAGUUCCCCAAGGGAACACAGGUGACAUGGAACGCAAUGGCUAUCGCUUUGAAUGAGGACGACUACUACCAGGCGCAUGACUUCAUUCCAGAACGCUUCUUGAACGAGGACUUAAAAUUCCCGUUGAAAGGAACAUGGGGGUUUGGAACAGGCCGAAGAGUUUGCAUCGGCUACACCGUCGGCUUCAAUAACGUGUGGCUAGCCACGGCCUGCUUGCUGUACUGCUUCAACUUUGAACAAUAUCCUGACUCCCCCAUCGACUCGUACAACACCACUUGGGAAGCUUAUAACCACUCACCCUUCAGGCUGAAGGUCACGCCCCGAAGCCCGGCUCAUGUUGAGUUGAUCAAGAGGAUGGGGGCGGAGGCUGCCGCGGAAGAUUAUUGA
This is a messenger RNA of Penicillium canariense, 1536 nucleotides long. Its product is annotated as cytochrome P450. Gene Ontology annotation, molecular function: heme binding; monooxygenase activity; oxidoreductase activity, acting on paired donors, with incorporation or reduction of molecular oxygen. Bases 1 to 1536 code for a protein of 511 amino acids. The record is from RefSeq and is a predicted model, not a curated record. The transcript is spliced from 5 exons. Lineage: Eukaryota; Fungi; Ascomycota; Eurotiomycetes; Eurotiales; Aspergillaceae.